Messenger RNA from Heteronotia binoei (common prickly gecko), 1165 nucleotides. RefSeq lists its product as uncharacterized. Bases 238 to 939 code for a protein of 233 amino acids. NCBI's taxonomy places the organism in Eukaryota, Metazoa, Chordata, Lepidosauria, Squamata, Gekkonidae. The transcript has 2 exons. The record is from RefSeq and is a predicted model, not a curated record.
GAAUUGGACUUAGCAACCCUAGCCCUCACAUUGUUUCUUAUAGCUUUGCCACUGCCACAGGGGUGCCUUGCAGGAUCGGGACCAUAAGGUUUGACUUCCUCUCCCUUGAAUUCUUACACCUGUGUUGGAGGAAGCCACUUUAUAAAGGGAGCUGUAGGUUACUAUUUUUGAUUGGUAUUUUCUGUCCUGAUUUCUCUGGAGGUGAGGGCCACCGGCUGCUGAAAGAGAAGAGUGCUGAUGUGGGAAGAAGGUUACACUACAAGCCUGUCUCUGCUCCCAAGCACCUUGGCAGAGUUCAGGGCAGAACUGAAGAGCGUGUCUUUGGAGGAGGAAGACCGAGACGAAUGGGAUCUGGACGACAUGGAGGUCAUCAUCAACUCUGCUCUCUCCUUACUGGAUUCCCUGUUGGACAACGGCUUCUUCUUUUUCCUCAGCAACCUCUCCAAAAUAGGGAGGGAGAUGAAGUCCGUCCUGGAUGCAGCUCGCAAGUGGAACGUAGCUGAAGUCGUUGACCAAGUUGAGAAGACCCUGAAGCCGUUGCACAGCCCCAUGUCUUGCAUUGCCCCCAAGAAAGCUUAUAGGAGUCUGAUGGAUAUGAGGAACUACUUAGAGGAAAUUCAGCCCUACGACUGGGCGGGAGAGGACUGUCUGGGAGAUCUGAACGUCCUCCAUGAACACCUGGAGGAACUGAAACCCAGAAGCUGCCUGAAGUAUCUGAAGUACCUUCAUGACCUGAUCCUGGUCCAGGCCAACCGUCUGGUGCGCUUGUCCGACCACCCCUUGAUACAGAAAAAGCUGGGCAGACUGAACAUAUUUACCCGGCUGGUGUUCUUCAAGAUAGAUCUGGAGUUUGCCCUUGACAAUGGACAAUUUUUGGAGGAGAUGCAGGAAAUACUGGAGGCCUUGGACCAUCUCCGGGUCAUUAACCUGAAUGAUUAAAGCUUCAACACUGGUGUCUCCCCUGCUGUGUCUACAGGUCUGAUCUCUCCCAUGGACAAGGGUUUUUUGAAACACUUCACUUGGGAGCUGUUUUUCAUCUCCAGCGCUCUUGGCGACGUGCAGAGAAGCUACUAUUUAAGCUGCCAUUAGAUUCUGCAGUUCAUGCUGCCCUGAGGCCCUUUGUUUUUAACUCUUUGGCUUUAUUAAAGGUUCAGGAAUUGGCCGU